Centropristis striata (black sea bass) is the source of this 2534-nucleotide messenger RNA. Its product is annotated as general transcription factor II-I repeat domain-containing protein 2-like. The record is from RefSeq and is a predicted model, not a curated record. Lineage: Eukaryota; Metazoa; Chordata; Actinopteri; Perciformes; Serranidae. Gene Ontology annotation, biological process: G protein-coupled receptor signaling pathway. The coding region runs from base 159 to 2534 and encodes 791 amino acids. Gene Ontology annotation, cellular component: membrane. The transcript has 5 exons. Gene Ontology annotation, molecular function: G protein-coupled receptor activity.
CAAAAGAGUUUGGUGUAUGAUUAAUGAAGAUGUGUUGUGUAACCCAUGAGAAUAUGAAUCAAUUACUGUGAAUAAACACAUAAACAACACACAGAUAUGAAACAACAUGCUGCCUUUCUAUAACCUGAUCUCUGAACCUUCAGGUUUCACUCUGAACAAUGGACAACACUUCACAGGUCAACAGCCUCAAUGACACAACCAGCAACUACUCUGACUACAGGAAGCAGUUCUGUUUUUGUCCUCUCCUUGGCGAUCCCAGUUGUGAUGCAGUUGCGAUCAUCCAGUUUGUGGAGUCAUGCCUCGUCCUUUGUAUCGGCCUUCCUUUGACCCUCGGGGCCAUCUAUGGUCUCUAUUCUCAGGUGAGAAAUGGUGAAGUUGCUCCGAUCUACGUCAUCAACCUUCUCAUCUCUGACCUCAUUCAGUUCUGCUGCAUGAUCGCUGAGGUGGCACAGCCUAAGGACAGGGACGUGUUCUAUUAUGACUACUGGGAGAUAUUUUCGGUCUUCUACUAUAUUUACGAGUACAGUCUGGUGGUCAGUAUUGGCUUCAUGGUGUGCAUCGCUCUGGAAAGGUAUUUGGACGUAUUCUGCAGGCGAACCAUCAAGUCCUCUGUGCUGAUCUGUGUCCUGGUCUGGAUCCUCCCUGUUGUCAUCUUUUUUAUUCCCAUUAUUUUCUUUAUCUCAUUAUAUUAUGAUAAUUUCAGGGUCCUUGUUGUUGUUUUCAUCAUCUUUUACCUCCUUCCUCUCCCGCUGCUCAUAUUCUUCCUGAUUACGACCCUCAAAGCCCUGUAUGCUUCCAUCUCGGUCCCAAAUGACGAAAAACGACGAAUUGCAGGAAUGUUGAUCCUGUUGCUGCUGAAUUACACGCUGCUGUUUCUGCCCGACAUCAUUGUGGAUGUGUACUUGUCUGAUGACCUUGACAACCCACAUAAUAACCCUCUCGUAGACCUGGCUGCGAUGUUUGUUAAGUUGAGUCCUCUGGCAGACUUAGUUCUGUAUAUGUUGAUGAGGAAAGGGACCAUACGCCAGCUUUCAGACUGUUUGUGUCGCUGCAGAACAGACAGCAAUGAAAUCAGAUCUGUAACUGUGAAUGAUGUCAACAUGUCUACAGUCAAUUCAAUCGCUGCUGACACCGUGUGCCCAAAUCAGACGCGGGCUUUUUCCCACAUUAGUCUGUCACGGAACACAGUCACGCGACGUGUUGAGGAUAUGGCCGAAGACAUUCGGCGCCAAAUUGUCCAGAGAGCAGGUCAAUUUUCUGCCUUCUCCAUCGCAUGUGACGAAAGCACUGAUAUAUCAGACUCAGCUCAGCUGUUAGUCUUCCUGCGAGGAGUGAAUGAGGACCUUGAAGUGUGUCAGGAACUCGCGGGCCUUGAAACACUGAAAGGGACAACAAAAGGCACAGAUGUUUUUAUGGCAGUGCAGCGAGUUAUGGAUAGGAACAGCUUGAAGUGGGAAAACCUAUCAGGUAUCACGACAGACGGAGCCCCGGCUAUGGUCGGUAAGACAGCAGGUCUCACUGCACUUGUGUCAGACAAAGUCCGCGAGUUUGGUGGGUCGGUAUUAAAAUACCAUUGUAUUUUACACCAAGAACAGUUGUGUGCCAAAUCCAUCAGCCUGAAAAACGUGAUGCAAGAUGUCGUUGCCAUCGUGAAUAAUAUUCGCUCAAAGGCGCUCUCACACCGCCAGUUCAAAGCUCUUCUGGAUGAGAUGGAUGCACAGUACGGAGAUGUGCUGUACCACCAGGAGGUCAGGUGGCUGAGCAGAGGAAAAGUUUUACGGCGUUUUUUUGAACUGCGUGAGGAGAUCGGGGCUUUUCAAGCAACGAAGAAAAACAGCAUUCAAGUGCCUUCCGACAAACACUGGAUUUCCGACCUGGCUUUUCUCGUGGACAUUACAGAGCUACUGAAUAUCCUGAAUCUUCAGCUUCAGGGGAAGGACCAGAUAAUCACUCAGCUGUAUGAUCACGUCAGAGCCUUCAAGCAAAAACUCCUGUUGCUCAGCAGACAUCUCUCAACAGGAAAUUUGGCACAUUUUCCAAGCCUCAGAGACGUUGGGUUGAUGGAGGAAGACAAGCCAAAAUACCUUGACAUUCUCAGCAAUCUCGUGGUGGAGUUUGACAAUCGCUUCAAAGAUUUUCAAGAAAAUGCAACAGCAUUUGAGCUGUUUGCACAACCCUUUUCUGUACCUGUGGAUGCAGUCAGUGAGGAGCUUCAAAUGGAACUUCUGGAACUUCAGGCUGAUUCAGACCUCCAUAGCAAGUUCAGAGAUCUUACCUUACAGGACUUUUACAGACGUGUUCCUGCACACAGGUAUGCCAAGAUCCGCAAACAUGCACAGGUGAUGCUGUCCCUCUUUGGAAGCACAUACGUCUGUGAGCAGGCUUUCAGCCUGUUGAAUCUCAAUAAGUGUAAGCUGAGAAAUGCACUGUCUGACUCUCACCUACAUGACAUUCUCACUUUGUCAGUAAGUCAGCUGGAGCCUGAUGUUGAGAGACUUUUAAAAACCAAGGGCAGGCUUCAUGUCUCCCACUGA